Molecule: messenger RNA, 9348 nt
Organism: Trichomycterus rosablanca
Lineage: Eukaryota; Metazoa; Chordata; Actinopteri; Siluriformes; Trichomycteridae
Gene: nf1a
Product: neurofibromin 1a
Exons: 59
Coding region: 82-8493 (2803 amino acids)
Biological process (GO): regulation of GTPase activity
Source: RefSeq, a predicted model, not a curated record
UCGGUGGAGUGCAUUAGACGAAGGCGAUCGGAUCGGGACUAGCAGGCGGGGGGAGCGCCUGCACUUUGCAUCCGCCUGAGUAUGGCGGCUCACAAGCCUCUGGAGUGGGUGCAGGCCGUCAUUAACCGAUUCGACGAGCAGCUCCCUAUCAAAACAGGACAUCAGAACACUCACACCAAAGUCAGCACAGAGCACAACAAAGAAUGCCUGAUUAACAUCUCCAAAUACAAGUUUUCCAUCGUCAUCAAUGGCCUGACCAACAUCCUCAAAAAUGUUAACAAUAUGCGGAUAUUCGGGGAAGCUGCCGAAAAGAACCUCUACCUCUCGCAGCUCAUCAUCCUGGACACCCUGGAGAAGUGCCUGGCAGGGCAAACCAAGGACUGCUUGCGGCUGGACGAGGCCAUGCUGGUAAAGCAGUUGCUCCCUGAGAUCUGUCACUUCCUGCACUCGUGUCGUGAGGGACAACAGCACGCCACCCAACUGCGCAGUUCUGCUUCAGCUGUGCUCUUCUCUCUCAGCUGCAACAACUUCAAUGCCGUCUUCAGCCGCAUCUCCACAAGGUUACAGGAGCUCACAGUAUGCACAGAGGACACUGUAGAUGUUCAUGACAUCGAUCUUAUUCAAUACAUCAACGUAGAUUGCGCUAAAUUAAAGAGAUUAUUACAAGAAACUGUGCUCAAAUUUAAAGCACUAAAGAAGCCUGCACAGCUCGCCGUCAUCAACAGUUUGGAAAAGGCGUUUUGGAACUGGGUGGAGUACUACCCGGAUGAGUUCACUAUGCUGUACCAGAGACCACAAGCUGACAUGGCUGACUCUGCAGAGAAGCUGUUUGACCUGGUGGACAGUUUUGCAGAAAGUGCAAAGAGGAAAGCUGCAGUGUGGCCGCUGCAAAUCAUCCUGCUCAUACUUUGUCCCGAGAUCACGCAGAGCAUCUCGAAAGAAGUCGUGGAUGAGAGCAAGGCUAACAAGAAGUUGUUUCUGGAUAGUUUAAGGAAGGCCCUGGCUGGUCAUGGUGGCAGCAAGCAGUUGACCGAGAGUGCAGCCAUUGCCUGUGUUAAACUUUGCAAAGCCUCCACGUACAUCAACUGGGAGGAUCAUUCUGUCAUCUUCCUCCUGGUAAAGUCGAUCGUAGUUGACCUCAAAGCUCUCCUGUUCAACCCCACCAAGCCGUUCUCCAGGGGCACCGGGUGCCAGAGCGCUGACGUGGACCUGAUGAUCGACUGCUUUGUGUCCUGCUUCCGCAUCAACCCACACAACAACCAGCACUUCAGGGUCUGUCUGGCUUGUACGUCACCACCAACUUUCCAUUUCGUCCUCGUCAACUCUCUGCACAAAAUCAUCAUUAAUUCUCACUUGGACUGGUGGCCAAAAAUUGACGCUAUCUACUGCUACUCCGGGGAGCUGCGUACCAUGUUUGCAGAAACACAGACCAGAGUCAUUCAGAGCCUUAGUGCUCAUGCACCAGUCAGGAUGACCCAGAGUUUAACGUUCAAGGAGAAGAUGACAACCAGUCUGAAGUUUAAAGAAAAGUCCACCGAUCUCGACUCGCGCUCUCUUCUGCUGGCUUUGGUCAAACUUAUACACGCUGACCCCAAGUUAUUGCUUGAUAACCCUGGGAAGCAGGGCCAGGAGAUCCAAAACAGUACAACGGAACUCAUAAUCGGACUGGUCCAGCUUGUACCCCUCACCCACACUUCAGAGCUCUCCCAGGAGGCAAUGGAGGCACUGUUGGUUAUGCAUCAACCUGAGACUAUUGAGCUGUGGAACCCUGAUGCACCUAUCGAGACAUUCUGGGAUAUUAGCUCUCAGGUCCUGUUCUUCAUCUGCAAGAAGCUAAUCGGCCACCAGAUGAUCAACAGCACAGAGAUCCUGAAAUGGCUGAGGGAGAUUCUCAUCUGCAGAAACAAAUUCCUACUGAAGAACAAAGAGUGUGCCACGCAGGGCAGUCUGAUCCCCAUCAGCAAACAUGCGCAGACCAAGCUGGAGGUGUGUCUGUACUCAUUUCUCUGGAGCCCGGAUGCCGAGGCCGUGUUGGUGGCCAUGUCCUGCUUCCGGCACCUGUGCGAGGAGGCGGAUAUUCGCUGCAGCGUGGACGAGCUGCCCGUACACACCGUUCUACCCAAUUACAACACUUUCGUGGAGUUCGCCUCUGUCAGCAACAUGAUGGCCACAGGUCGCUCUACAUUGCAGAAGAGAGUGAUGGCGCUGUUGAGAAGGAUAGAGCAUCCUACAGCUGGAAACACAGAGGCAUGGGAGGACACACAUGUUAAAUGGGAGCAAGCAACAAAACACAUUUUAAACCAUCCAAAGAACAAAGUUGAAGAUGGCCAGGAGUGGAUCAACAUGACGGGCUUCCUGUGCGCCCUAGGCGGCGUGUGUCUGCAGCAGCGCAGCACACCCAGCCUCGGCACCUACAGCCCCCCCAUGGGCCCUCUGAGCGAGCGUAAAAGCUCCAUGAUCUCAAUGGGGUCAUGCGAGGUGAACAGCGAGACACCCCUCAGCAGGUUCCUGGAGCGCCUGCUAUCCCUUAUGAUCUGCACUCACGAGAAGGUCGGACUGCACAUCCGAACCAACAUUAAAGACCUUCUGGGACUGGAGCUGAGCCCUGCUCUUUACCCCAUGCUCUUCACCAAGUUGCGCAACAGCAUCGGCCGCUUCUUCGACACCCAGGGGCCGGUUCCCAUUAAUGACACAAACACGUUGUUUGUGGAGCAGACCAUUGCUAUUAUGAAGAAUCUUCUGGACAGCCACACUGAGGGAAGCUCUGAGAACCUGGGUCAGGCCAGCAUUGAGACCAUGAUGCUCAACCUAGUCAGAUAUGUGCGCAUUUUAGGAAACGGGGUCCAUGCCAUACAGAUAAAGACCAAACUUUGUCAGCUGGUGGAGGUAAUGAUGGAGCGCAGGGACGAUCUCUCUUUCUGCCAAGAGAUGAAAUUCAGAAAUAAAAUGGUGGAGUAUUUGACUGACUGGGUGAUGGGCACCUCUAAUCAAGCAGCAGACGACGAUGUCAAAUAUCUCACGCGGGAUCUGGACCAGGCCAGUAUGGAAGCAGUGGUGUCUUUGUUGGCUGGUUUGCCUCUACAGCCGGAGGAAGGAGAUGGAGUAGAGUUAAUGGAAGCCAAAUCUCAGCUGUUUCUCAAGUAUUUCACUCUGUUCAUGAACCUGCUGAAUGACUGCAGUGAGGUGGAGGAGGAUGGGCAGCAGGUGGGUGAGAGAAAGCGUGGUAUGUCUCGGCGCCUCGCCUCGCUGCGGCACUGCACUGUGCUUGCCAUGUCCAACCUGCUCAAUGCCAACGUGGACAGCGGCCUCAUGCACUCUAUAGGACUGGGCUACCAUAAAGACCUGCAGACCAGAGCCACGUUUAUGGAGGUUCUGACUAAAAUCCUGCAGCAGGGCACUGAAUUUGACACACUGGCAGAAACCGUCCUGGCUGACCGUUUCGAGAGGCUGGUGGAGCUGGUCACCAUGAUGGGGGACCAGGGUGAGCUACCUAUCGCCAUGGCACUGGCCAACGUGGUACCCUGUUCGCAGUGGGACGAACUGGCCAGGGUCCUGGUGACCCUGUUUGACUCCAGACACUUGCUCUACCAGCUGCUGUGGAACAUGUUCUCUAAAGAGGUGGAGCUGGCAGACUCUAUGCAGACGCUAUUCAGAGGAAACAGUUUGGCCAGCAAGAUCAUGACCUUCUGCUUCAAGGUGUAUGGAGCUGCUUAUCUCCAAAAGCUUUUGGAACCUCUGAUGAAGGCAGUCAUCACCUCUCCUGAGUGGCAGCACAUGAGCUUCGAGGUUGACCCCACCAGACUAGAACCCAAUGAGAACCUGGAGGAGAAUCAAGGGAACCUCCUACAGAUCACAGACCGUUUCUUUUUGGCCAUCAUUAACUCUUCAAGCGAGUUUCCUCCUCAACUGCGCAGUGUUUGCCACUGUCUGUACCAGGCUACUUGCCACUCCCUACUGAAUAAAGCCACUGUUAAAGAAAAAAAGGAAAACAAAAAAUCCGUGGUCAGCCAGCGGUUCCCGCAAAACAGCAUCGGUGCAGUAGGCAGUGCCAUGUUCCUGCGCUUCAUCAACCCUGCCAUAGUGUCUCCGUACGAGGCAGGCAUUCUAGACAAGAAGCCACCUCCUCGGAUCGAGCGCGGCCUCAAGCUCAUGUCCAAGAUUCUUCAGAGCAUUGCCAAUCACGUCCUGUUUACUAAAGAGGAGCACAUGAGGCCGUUUAACGAUUUUGUAAAAAACAACUUUGAUGCAGCAAGACGAUUUUUCCUGGAUAUAGCGUCUGACUCUCCUCCUAGUGAUUCGGUGAACCACAGCCUGUCUUUUAUCAGUGAUGGCAAUGUGCUUGCACUGCAUCGCCUGCUCUGGAACAACCAGGAGAGGAUUGGUCAAUACCUGUCCAGCAAUAGGGACCACAAGGCUGUGGGUAGGCGACCCUUUGAUAAGAUGGCUACACUGCUGGCCUAUCUUGGACCCCCUGAGCAUAAACCUGUAGCAGACACUCACUGGUCCAGCCUUAACCUCACCAGUUCCAAGUUUGAGGAGUUCAUGACCAGGCACCAAGUCCACGAGAAGGAAGAAUUCAAAGCUCUGAAGACACUUAACAUAUUUUACCAGGCCGGAACGUCUAAGAAUGGAAAUCCUGUCUUUUACUACAUUGCCCGCAGGUUCAAAACCGGCCAGAUCAACGGCGACCUCCUGAUCUACCACGUGCUGCUCACUCUCAAACCCUACUAUGCUAAACACUACGAGAUAGUCGUUGACCUCACGCACGUCGGUCCCAGCAACCGUUUUAAGACGGACUUCCUUUCCAAGUGGUUCGUGGUGUUUCCGAAUUUCGCUUACGAGAACGUGGCGGCCGUCUUCAUCUAUAACUGCAACACGUGGGUACGAGAAUACACCAAGUACCAUGAGAGACUGCUGACUGGGCUGAAGGGGAGUAAGAAGCUGCUGUUUAUUGACUCGCCCGCACGCCUCGCAGAAUACGUGGAGCCGGACCAGCAGAAGCUUCCGGCUUCGACCUUGGCCCUGGAGGAGGACCUCAAAGUUUUUCAUAAUGCACUCAAACUAGCUCAUAAGGACACUAAAGUGUCCAUCAAGGUUGGCUCCACAGCUGUGCAGGUUACAUCAGCCGAACGUACCCGCGUCCUGGGCCAGUCCGUCUUCCUCAACGACAUCUACUACGCCUCCGAGAUCGAGGAGAUCUGCCUGGUCGAUGAGAAUCAGUUCACGCUCACUAUCGCCAACCAAGGCACCCCGCUAACGUUCAUGCACCAGGAAUGCGAUGCCAUAGUGCAGUCCAUCAUCCACAUCCGGACACGCUGGGAGCUCUCUCAGCCCGACUCCAUCCCUCAGCACACCAAGAUCAGACCCAAAGACGUGCCCGGGACUUUACUCAACAUCGCCCUUCUUAACCUGGGCAGUUCUGAUCCCAGUCUGAGGUCAGCUGCGUACAACCUCCUGUGUGCCUUAACCUGCACCUUCAACCUUAAAAUUGAAGGCCAACUCCUGGAAACAUCUGGUUUAUGCAUCCCGGCCAACAACACACUCUUCAUCGUGUCCAUCAGUAAGACUCUGGCAGCUAAUGAGCCCCACCUCACCCUGGAGUUUUUAGAAGAGUGCAUCUCUGGAUUUAGCAAGUCAAGUAUUGAGCUGAAGCAUCUAUGUCUGGAAUACAUGACUCCUUGGUUGCGCAACUUGGUGCGCUUCUGCAAGCACAACGACGACGCCAAACGGCAACGUGUAACCGCCAUUCUGGACAAGCUUAUCACCAUGACCAUUAAUGAGAAGCAGAUGUAUCCAUCCAUUCAGGCUAAGAUCUGGGGCAGCCUGGGCCAGAUCUCAGACCUGCUCGACGUGGUGUUAGAUAGCUUCAUAAAGACCAGUGCUACUGGAGGCCUGGGAUCAAUCAAAGCUGAAGUGAUGGCAGAUACAGCUGUGGCUCUGGCUUCCGGAAAUGUCAAAUUGGUGUCCAGCAAGGUGAUUGGUCGCAUGUGUAAGAUAAUUGACAAGACAUGCCUUUCCCCCACACCGACGCUGGAGCAGCACCUGAUGUGGGAUGACAUUGCCAUCCUGGCACGCUACAUGCUCAUGCUCUCCUUUAAUAACUCUUUGGAUGUGGCCGCCCACCUGCCUUACCUCUUUCACGUGGUCACCCUGCUGGUGGCCACGGGUCCCCUCUCCCUCAGAGCCUCCACCCACGGCCUGGUUAUCAACAUCAUCCACUCUUUGUGUACCUGCUCUCAGCUCAACUUUAGCGAGGAGACCAAACAGGUUCUACGCUUGAGUCUGACCGAGUUCUCUCUGCCCAAGUUCUACCUGCUGUUCGGCAUCAGUAAGGUCAAAUCAGCUGCUGUAAUAGCCUUCCGCUCCAGCUACAGAGAUCGCUCCUUUCCCCCGGGCUCUUAUGAGCGAGAGACCUUCGCCCUGUCCUCUUUAGAGACCGUCACUGAAGCCCUGCUUGAAAUUAUGGAGGCAUGUAUGAGGGACAUUCCUGGAUGCAAGUGGCUGGACCAGUGGACAGAAUUAGCUCAGAAAUUUGCUUUCCAGUAUAACCCGUCUCUGCAGCCACGGGCGCUGGUGGUGUUCGGCUGCAUCAGUAAACGGGUGACUCAUGGUCAGAUCAAACAGAUCAUCCGCAUCCUCAGCAAGGCCAGUCCUCUUCUCAGCAUUGACCGGGGGCUGGAGAGCUGCUUGAAGGGCCCGGAUAAUUACAACAGCCAAGUUUUGAUUGAGGCUACUGUCAUUGCGCUCACCAAACUACAGCCCCUUCUCAUUCAGGACUCUCCCAUGCACAAGGCUCUGUUCUGGGUGGCAGUAGCGGUGCUGCAGCUGGAUGAGGUCAAUCUGUACUCUGCUGGGACUGCACUGCUGGAACAAAACCUGCACACACUCGACAGCCUGCGGGUGUUCAAUGACAAGAGUCCCGAGGAGGUUUUCAUGGAGAUCCGGAAGCCGUUAGAAUGGGACUGUAAACAAAUGGACCACUUUGUGGGGCUCAACUUUAACUCCAAUUUUAAUUUUGCACUAGUGGGACAUCUGUUAAAAGGUUACAGACACCCAUCCUCCACCACAGUGGCAAGGACGGUGCGUAUCCUCCACACGCUCCUAGGCCUGGUGGGCAAACAUCGAAACUGUGAUAAAUUCGAAGUGAACACUCAGAGCGUGGCCUACCUGGCCGCUCUGCUCACCGUGUCUGAGGAGGUGCGCGGCCGCUGCAGCCUUAAGCACAGGAAGUCUUUGCUUCUCCCAGAUGUUACUAUAGAGAACUUCCCUGUAGAUACGUACUCUGUUUAUCACCCUGAACCUGGAUGCAGGCCGCUAAAGGAGAGUCAGCCGUGGACUUCACCCAAAGUGUCGGAGCGCUACUUGGCAGCGUACUACCCUACAAUGGGCCAGACCAGCCCACGUACACGCAAGUCCAUGAGUGUGGAUAUGGGGCAACCUUCACAGGGGAAUGCCAAAAAACUUCUCGGCACUAGGAAAAGUUUUGACCAUUUGAUAUCAGACUCCAAAGCACCGAAGAGACCAGAGAUGGAAUCAGGAAUCACCACGCCCCCCAAGAUAAGGAGGGUUGCUGAGAACGACUAUGAUAUUGAGACCCAAAGGAUAGCCAACUCCCACCUGCGGAAAGUCUCUGUGUCCGAGUCUAACGUACUGCUGGAUGAGGAGGUUCUCACUGACCCUAAAAUACAGACCCUGCUCCUCACUGUUCUGGCAACUCAAGUGAAGUACUCCACGGAUGAGUUCCACCAGAGGAUCCUGUAUGAGUACUUAGCUGAAGCCAGCGUGGUCUUUCCAAAAGUGUUUCCAGUAGUGCACAACCUGCUGGACUCCAAGAUCAAUACACUGCUCACCACGUGUCAGGAUCCCAACCUCCUGAACCCUGUCCAUGGCAUCGUCCAGAGUAUGGUCUUCCACGACGAGUCCCCACCUCAGUACCAGCCCUCCUGUCUCCAAAGCUUUGGUUUUAAUGGACUUUGGAGAUUUGCUGGCCCCUUUUCUAAGCAAACCCAAAUUCCAGAUUACGCUGAACUGGUGGUGAAGUUCCUGGACGCCUUGAUUGACACAUAUCUUCCUGGCAUUGAAGAAGAGGGAGGUGAAGAAUCCCAGCGAACUCCAACUUCUCCAUACCCACCCGUGGUUCAGAGCCAGCUCAGCAUCACUGCCAACCUUAACCUGUCCAACUCUAUGACCUCUCUGGCGACCUCGCAACACUCACCAGAGGGCUCCGUAGUUUAUAGACGCUUCCCGACUUUGUCCCAUACCAGGACAGCUGAAGAGAUGCCACCGAAAACAGCUGCCUCUCUACCUUGCUCUAAGUCAGCUGUGUUUCCACCACACCUCGUCCUCCCAGGUAUUGAUAAGGAGAACGUGGAGCUGUCUCCCACAUCUAGCCUGUGCAGCAGUGGCCGAGCGAGGCACGGUUCAGCCAGCCAGGUGCAGAAACAACGAAGCACCGGCAGCUUCAAACGCCCCAGCAUCAAGAAAAUCGUCUGACCGGGCUCAGAUUUCAACUAGCUAGCUCUGCGUUUAGAAGGCUGCAUUACCUAUCCUUCUUCAUUACCUUUCAGUUCUACGUUAUCCAGUCGAAGAAGGUUCCUGCGUAAAGGAACCGCUUUAGUUUGAGCUUUGUUGUGGAACCAAGAACAGAUGAAGACUAGCGUUUUGUCCGCACGUGCGGGAUGACCUCGGCGUCGCUGUUCAGGAUGCUCUGACAGGUGCAUGAAGCGAAAAUGGAAACUUGCACGUGUCUCUGCAGAAGAGGAGACGGACUACAGAACAAGACACCAGCGUGCGCCGAGAGAUCCGAAAAUUCGAGACGAUACUUUUAAGCCCCUGUGACGGCGACGUCUGAGAAAGCAGGGUGUUACUGAUGUAACCACUACAACGCCUGACCGAAACUGGAGAAGGACUAGAAGGUCUGGAAGUCAGCGUGGAUCCUUUGAUUGUGGGCAGGUGAAUCAGCAGGUCUUUAUAGAGUCUGUUAUCUACAAGCUUGAAAUUUCGGACUGCUGUCGAAUGUCGUUCUGAUUCCGAGCAGAUGUACAUACUGAAAUUAUCUUGAUGGUGAUGACAAUGAUGCUCACACAUUUUGGGUUGUUGUUUUGUCCAUUGUGUGCCUUUGUCAGGUCUAUCAGCUGUGUAUAGUUUGUAAGAUAAGCUGAGGAAGUGGAAGACAGGUACUAAUUAUUAAAAAUGCUCUACGUUAUACAUAUGUCCAUACUUCACUGCACUGUAAAAAACAAUAUCAUAUGAUCUUUGAAUAUAUAAGUAUCAUUACUUGCUGCAUUUAUUGUAGAUAUUUAUUAAGUGAAGUUAGAUAACAAAAUCAAAUGAAGGUAUCUCUUAUAA